Molecule: messenger RNA, 1068 nt
Organism: Trichomonas vaginalis G3
Lineage: Eukaryota; Parabasalia; Trichomonadida; Trichomonadidae
Exons: 1
Source: RefSeq, a predicted model, not a curated record
AUGUUGAAUCAUAACCCAAAAAGAUUUGACCCAAGCACUACACCAUGUGCAAUGCCCUUUAUUAAGGACGGUGAAAUCGUAAGAGUUCCGAAUUCAACGGUUUAUACAGCUGUUCAAAACAGUUUACAAAACAUUUUAGCGAAUAUCUUUAAUUCAGAAACUACAGAAAUAAAAUUACCGUAUAUAACAGAUGCUAAAGAAAUUAAAUCAAAAACGACAACAUUAUUUACGUCACUUAAUGAUUUAAUGACUUAUAUCAUUAAUAUUCCUGCACCAACUACAGCAUUUGAUCCAAACUCGACGGUUUGCAGUGUACCUUUCAUAAAUGACAGUUCAUUAAUUACUUUAAGGGAUUCGACAGUAAAUGAAUCAUUAAAGGCGUCAUUAAUGAAAAUCAUUGAUUUUAAUUCAUUCACGAAUACAUAUAAUUCAUUCAUUAAUGUUUCAUAUGCUUCUAAAGAAGGUGAGCCAAAAACUAUUGAUAAAGCGGUGUAUGAAAUAAAAGCAUCAACGACGAAAUUGAAUUCGUUAACUUUUGAUGGUGAUAGUUUCGUUAAUGACAUAACGUCGGGGAAAACAAUUUUAACGAAAGAAUACUUAAAAUCUCAUGUUAGUGAGUUCGUUGAAAUUGAAAAAGAAGGUGGAAUUAAGUUCGAUCCACUGAAUUUCAUUUUCAGCUUAGCGAAUGCGGGUGUUAGUUUCGCUGAAUGGACAACUAUACAGAGUGAAAUAAAUGCAAUAUGGACGUUUUUGGGGUCAAAAGCGGGAAUGGGUGAGCUUGUAAAUGCUGCAAGAACAUUAGGUGAAACAGGAAAUUUUGUAGAUGGUUUUAAAAGACUUGUUUCAAAUGUUUUAACAAACACAAAGAAAUUAUUUAGAUAUACCGUACAUAACGGACGGAUUUUCGAACAGAUAGCAACAAACCCUCCGGUUAUGGCUGCGUUGAUGAUGGUUAGAGAUAUAAAACCACGUAACGACGGGAACGAAGAACAUGAACAACAGGAUACUGGUCGGGUUAUUCGAGACAUUAAAAACGUGUAUCCUGAAGUUAUUGAUUUAUUUAGAGGA